Molecule: messenger RNA, 1565 nt
Organism: Malus domestica (apple)
Lineage: Eukaryota; Viridiplantae; Streptophyta; Magnoliopsida; Rosales; Rosaceae
Product: large ribosomal subunit protein uL1z-like
Biological process (GO): maturation of LSU-rRNA; translation
Cellular component (GO): cytosolic large ribosomal subunit
Molecular function (GO): RNA binding; structural constituent of ribosome
Source: RefSeq, a predicted model, not a curated record
CUGCAAUCCUGAGUGAUUGAGUAGCCACCAAGUGCCUCACCUCCUCUUCUGCUCCCCUUUACACCACCUACAACGUCGGCUUCCCCUGCCUUCCUUGUCUCUCUUCUUCCUCCUCCUCGUCCGAAGAUGUUUCCGAUCUCUCCGCCUGCGCCACCAAUUCGCACUCCGAUUAGUUGAAUUCAAUGGAAUUUAUCCAGAUGGCAUUAGUGUAGAAAAUCCCGUGUGUUUUUGUAUGUUAGAAAUCAGCAGCAGCUACAUUUGGUCGACAAUCUGGAAAGGGGUUUUAUCAGAAAUAGUCUCUGAAAUUGACCCAUCUCAUCAAAAUGAUCUCUGAAAUUGAAAAUCGAUCAACGUAAUCCAAUCAGUUUAGGGUUAGAAAAUAAGUAAGAUUCCCUAUUCUAAAACGAUUGAGGAAUCUUAUACUUAUAAGACAUGUAACUACCGUUCAUGUAUUAUAAAUAGGCUCGUCGGGAGCUAUUUAUUCACACAACCAACCAAGAGAAUACAAGAGUAGAGAGCCAAGAAUAAUAGAGAGAUCUAGAGUCAGAAGUCUUCGUUUGGUCAGGCAGCUUAAGCUUCAGCCAUGAGUAGACUUGAGAGAGUGAUACUCUCCGAGAAGGUAUUUCCAUCAUCAUGAAUGCGUCCAUGGCAAAGGAACGUAACUUCACCGAGACUAUUGAACUUCAGAUUGGGCUGAAAAAUUAUGAUCCUCAAAGAGACAAACGGUUCGGUGGUUCUGUAAGGUUGCCGCACAUCCCUCGUCCAAAGAUGAAGGUCUGGAUGCUUGGAGAUGCUCAGCAUGUUGAGGAGGCUGAAAAGAUUGGGUUGGACUAUAUGGACGUUGAAGGGCUAAAGAAGCUAAACAAGAACAAGAAGUUGGUUAAGAAGUUGGCAAAGAAAUACCAUGCCUUUUUGGCUUCAGAAGCCGUUAUGAAGCAGAUUCCCCAUCUUCUGGGUCCUGGUCUCAACGAGGCAGGAAAAUUUCCAACCCUUGUUAGUCACCAAGAAUCCGUCGAGUCUAGGGUUUCCGAGACAAAAGCAACGAUCAAGUUCCAACUGAAGAAGCUUGUUUGUAUGGGAGUUGCUGUAGGGAAUGUGAGCAUGGAAGAGAAGCAGAUAUUCCAGAACUUGCAAUUGAGCGUUAACUUUCUGUAUCGCUGUUGAAGAAAGAUUGGCAAAAUGUAAGGUGCUUGAACCUAAGGACUAGUAUGGGCAACCCAUAUCGCAUCUAUUAACUACGAACUCGUUUGAAUGUGUUUUUGAAAUGACAAAAAACAUUUGUGGUGAAAAUAUUUUUAGAACCAAUCAUUAGUGAAGAUGCAAAUAAAUCUUGGAAAAGCAUUUAAAUGUUUCCUGAAGAAGCACAUAUGAAGCACUUUAAAUGUUUUUGAAACCCAAAAAUAUUUUCUCUAUAAAUGUUUUCAGUCAUUUUAAAAGCAUAUCCAAAUGUGUCAUGCUUCCGCUUAUUCUCAAAGUUUUGAGGUUAUUAAAGAAUUAUAGUUAAUAGGAUGUAUGUUAUCUGAAUGGUACAGUUUCGAUAUUGGUUCGCUUUUACUUUGUUUAAU